Carlito syrichta (Philippine tarsier) is the source of this 2674-nucleotide messenger RNA. It is a transcript of the gene UTP25, whose product is annotated as digestive organ expansion factor homolog (zebrafish). The record is from RefSeq and is a predicted model, not a curated record. The coding region runs from base 71 to 2329 and encodes 752 amino acids. NCBI's taxonomy places the organism in Eukaryota, Metazoa, Chordata, Mammalia, Primates, Tarsiidae. Gene Ontology annotation, molecular function: rRNA binding; U3 snoRNA binding. Gene Ontology annotation, biological process: maturation of SSU-rRNA from tricistronic rRNA transcript (SSU-rRNA, 5.8S rRNA, LSU-rRNA). The transcript is spliced from 12 exons. Gene Ontology annotation, cellular component: small-subunit processome; nucleolus.
GCACGUGUUGCCGCGACAACUUCCUGGAGAAAAGCGCGACUUGGAGGUGAGCGGAGCAGUCGUUUUCGCCAUGGGCAAACGCGGAAGCCGGAGUCAGAGCCAGCUGCUCAACAGUCUAACUAAAAAGCAGAAGCAGCACCUUCGGGAUUUCGGCGAGGAGCACCCCUUCUAUGACAGGGUUUCCAGAAAGGAAGCAAAACCACAGAUUUGUCAACUGUCAGAGAGUUCUGAUACUUCAAAUUCUGAAAGUGAGGCAGAGAACGAACCAGAACAAGUUUCUGGAUACCACAGACUACUUGCUACUUUAACGAAUGUUUCUGAGGAAGAAGAGGAGGAGGAGGAGGAAGAAGACAAUAUUGUAGAUGAUGCAGACAUGAGUGAUGAAGACAUUGGUGGUGAUGGCAAUUUGGAAGAAGAAACAGCAGCAGAUUCUACUGAAAAGCAGGACAAUAUGGCCUUGUCUGCUGACCCUGAGGGAAAAGAUGGGGAAAGGCCACUGGGUACAUCACAACAAGAAUCUUCCGAAGAGUUCACAGAUGCAAAACACGAGUCACUUUUCAGCCUGGAAACCAAUUUUCUUGAAGAGGAAAGUGGAGACAACUCUUUGAAAGAAUCACAAGAUCCAUUUCUACAACAUGUGAACAAGGAACUGAAAGAAAAAGAAAUUCAAGAUAUUGCCACAAAUGCCAAAACUACCCACCAGUUAAAAUGGCCUAUCCUGGGCCAGCUUGUCUUUUCAUCUAAGUUUCAGAAGUUGGAAACAUUUAAACCCCCAAAGGACAUUGACUUAAAGUCACUUCAUCUCCAGAAGCCUCUGGAAUCCACCUGGACCAAGAUCAAUAGCCAGUUCCUAUCUGGUCCCCAGAAAUCAAGUAGCCCCUUCACCCCGCUCCAGAAAGAACUCUUCUUAAUUAUGAAUUCUUACCGGGACCUGUUCUACCCUGAAAGGACUGCCCUGAAGAAUGGGGAGGAGAUCCGCCAUGUGUACUGCCUGCAUGUGAUAAAUCACAUCCUCAAAGCCAAUGCCCAGGUGCUUGGCAACAACAGCAGGCGCCGAAGCCAGAAACUUGGAGUAGGUGAUGAUGAUGACUUCAGAGACCAAGGGCUAACAAGGCCCAAGGUACUGAUAGUGGUGCCUUUCCGGGAAGCUGCUUUGCGGGUGGUCCAGCUCUUCAUCAGCCUUCUUGAGGUUGACAGCAAGAAGAAGAUCAUUGUGAGCAACAAAAAGAGGUUUCAGGGAGAAUAUGGGUCAGAUCCCGAGGAGAGACCACCCAACUUGAAGAGGCCUGAGGAUUACGAAGCCGUGUUUGUGGGCAACAUUGAUGAUCACUUCAGAAUUGGAGUGGCAAUACUUCAGAGAAGCAUUCGACUCUAUGCCCCCUUUUACUCCUCGGAUAUCCUCAUUGCUUCUCCUCUGGGCUUGAGAACCAUCAUUGGUGGAGAAGGAGAGAAGAAGAGAGACUUUGACUUUUUGUCUUCUAUCGAGCUUUUCAUCAUUGAUCAAGCUGACAUUUACCUGAUGCAGAACUGGGAGCAUGUACUGCAUUUGAUGAACCACAUGAACCUACUACCCCUGGACUCACAUGGAGUAGACUUUUCCCGAGUUCGGAUGUGGAGUCUUAAUAAUUGGUCCAAGUACUAUCGCCAGACACUGCUGUUUGGGGCCCUGCAGGAUGCUCAGAUUAACUCAGUGUUCAACAAGUACUGCGUCAAUUUGCAAGGCCAGGUGGCCGUGAGGAAUGUCCCAAUGACAGGUUCCAUCAGUCAUGUCCUGAUACAGCUCCCACAUGUCUUUCAGAGGAUGGAAGCUGAAAACCUAGCUGCAGUGAUUGAUGCCAGGUUUAACUUUUUUGUGAACAAGAUUUUGCCUCAGUAUCGUGAUGCAGUCAUGUCUCACACACUCAUCUAUAUCCCGUCCUACUUUGACUUUGUGCGUCUCCGAAAUUACUUCAAGAGGGAGGAACUGAACUUCACCCACAUCUGCGAGUACACCCAGAAGUCUGGUGUCUCCAGGGCCAGACACUUCUUCCUUCAAGGAGAGAAGCAGUUUCUGCUCCUCACAGAGCGCUUCCAUUUCUACAAAAGGUACACAAUAAAAGGCAUCAGGAACCUGAUUUUCUAUGAACUGCCAACAUACCCACACUUCUACAGUGAAAUCUGUAAUAUGCUGAGAGCCAUCAACAGAGGAGAAGAAGCCACGUGGACCUGCACUGUCCUCUAUUCCAAGUACGAUGCCCAGAGAUUGGCUGCUGUGGUUGGUGUGGAGCGGGCGGCACAGAUGCUGCAGUCCAAGAAGAAUGUCCACCUCUUUAUUACUGGAGAAAAAUGACAUUUUGUUGAACGGAAAAUGGUGUUUGACGUGAUACAUAACACUUGAUUCUAUGCCACUUGGACCCAAUUCUGUUUACUUUUUCAGGAGAGGAAUCAAUAGAAAGAAAGAGCAUGAGGCAACAUCAGUAUUUGAUACUUCUUUCUUUUCAGGUUAUGUGUUUCUGAAAAGUUAAAUGUAAGCCAAACUUUGGUAAAAUCACAUCAUUCAGAGGUCAAGAGGGGGCUAGAAGGACUCCAAGAAAUUGACAGAAGAGCCCGUCCACUUGUGAAUCUUUUUGUGAGCCAUAAAUUUUUUUAUGAUUUUACUUGUAAUUUAUUACACUUGGAAACUUCUUUCAGACUU